Sciurus carolinensis (gray squirrel) is the source of this 1840-nucleotide messenger RNA. RefSeq names its product zinc finger protein 416-like. The record is from RefSeq and is a predicted model, not a curated record. Lineage: Eukaryota; Metazoa; Chordata; Mammalia; Rodentia; Sciuridae. Gene Ontology annotation, biological process: negative regulation of transcription by RNA polymerase II. Gene Ontology annotation, molecular function: DNA-binding transcription repressor activity, RNA polymerase II-specific.
GGGUGGUCCCCGCCGCUCAACGGCGGACCGAGGCGCGGCGGCUGUGGCCCGCCCGGCCCCGCGGCGCUCGCGGAGUCCGACGGCGGUGGCCGCGCCGCAGGACCCAGGCCGGGCCCGCAUGACUGCAGAAACCCGUGUGGACCUCGCACAGGACUGUGUAACCUUUGAGGACGUGGCCAUUUACUUCUCCCAGGAAGAGUGGGGGCUCCUUGAUGAGCCUCAGAGGCUACUGUACCUUGGUGUGAUGUUGGAGAACUUUGCACUUGUAACCUCACUGGUUUGUUGGCAUGGAAUAGAGGAUGAAGAGAUACCUUCUGAGCAGUUUUCUGUAGGAUUGUCGCAGGUCAAGACUUCAAAGGCAGACUCAUCCUCCCAGGAGACUUAUCCCUGUGAAAUGUAUGUCCCAGUCCUGAAGGACAUUUUGCACCUGGCUGGUCAACCUGGGCAGGAACCAUACUUGACUGGGACAUAUGCAAACCUUCACCAGGACCAGAAUUGUCACAGCUCAGAGAUGUCCUUGAUGAGAGACUUGGAAAAGGCCUCAUAUAUGAAGAGCUGCAGAAUCCAAGAGAAACCCAUUAGCUGUGGUGAGGUUGGAAAGGACUUUCUGGCCAAAUUGGACUUUAUCCAGCCCCAGGCUGUUCCCAACUGUGAGAGGCCAAACACAAUAACUGAGCGUGGGGAGGCCCUUCAUAUUGGAAUAAACCAUUACAAGUGGAGUGAAUGCAGAAAAACUUCCAACCACAAACACAGUCUUGUUCACCAUCCAGGAGUUUACACUGGAAAAAGGCUUUAUGAAUCUACCAAAUAUGGGAAAGCCUACCACUGCAAGUACUCACUUAUUCAGCUCCAGAGAGUCCGUAAUGGAGAAAGACCUUAUGAGUGCAGUGAAUGUGGGAAAUCUUUCAGCCAAACCUCGCACUUGAAUGACCACCGCAGAAUCCACACUGGAGAAAGACCUUAUGAGUGCGGUCAGUGUGGAAAAUCAUUUAGUCAAAGAGCCACACUCAUUAAGCAUUACAGAGUACACACUGGAGAAAGGCCUUAUGAGUGCAGUGAAUGUGGGAAAUCCUUUAGCCAAAGUUCCAACCUCAUUGAAUACUGCAGAAUUCAUACUGGAGAAAGACCUUAUGAGUGUGAUGAGUGUGGGAAAGCAUUUGGGUCCAAAUCCACUCUUGUUCGACACCAGAGAACGCACACGGGAGAAAAGCUUUAUGAAUGUAGCGAGUGCGGGACAAGUGUAGCCUUUGAACACCAGAUAAUUCAUACCAGAGCAAGGCCCUUUGAGUGUGGCCAAUGUGGUAAGUCGUUUAGCCUAAAGUAUGGCCUCAUUCAACAUCAGUUAAUCCACAGUGGGGCUAGACCUUUUGAAUGUGACCAGUGUGGAAAAUCUUUUAGCCAAAGAGCCACCCUCAAUAAACACCACAAAGUACACACUGCAGAAAAACCUUAUGAGUGUGGGGAAUGUGGGAAAGCCUUUAUGUUCAAAUCUAAACUCCUUCGGCACCAGAGAACUCACACUGGAAAAAGGCCUUUUGAGUGCAGUGAGUGUGGGCAGUUCUUUAGACAAAGCUACACCCUUGUUGAACACCAGAAAAUUCACACUGGAUUGAGGCCCUAUGAGUGUGGCCAGUGUGGAAAAUCCUUUAUCCAGAAGUCUGGCCUCAUUCAGCACCAGGUCAUUCACACUGGAGAGAGACCAUACGAGUGUGGCAAAUGUGGGAAAUCUUUUACACAACACUCUGGCCUCAUUCUUCACUGAAAAUCUCACAUCGUGGAGGGGCCUCACAAAAGCAACAAAUGUGAGGAAGCCUUCAACCCAGGGUUUAACAUUACUUAG